AUGUUAUUCAAAAUCAUAUUAAUUUUAUUAUAUAUACAAACUACAGUGCAAGGUAAAGAUGUAAAAACAAUCUAUGAUAGCCUAAUGGAUCAUGUCCCAGAUUAUUCUCGAUUUUUUACUGUGGAUGAACUCUUGAAUCAUUCACGUACUGCUGCAUUUAAUCAUUCAGAUCUUGUACAUUAUCAAAAUAUUGGUACUUCUCGAAAUGGUGAAGCUAUUUCAAUGUUAUCAAUAGGUAAUGGAACUAAAUCUUUAUUACUCUAUGCAUGUCCACAUCCAAAUGAACCAAUUGGAUCUCUUUUAAUCGAUUAUUUACUCAGUGUUUUAUUUGAUUAUUCUGAAUUACUCGUGACGUAUACUUGGCAUUUAAUACCAUGUAUUGAUCCAGAUGGAACACGUCUUAAUGAAGGUUGGUUUUCUGGUCCAUUUACAAUACGUAAUUAUGCACGAUAUUUUUAUCGACCACGUACAGAAGAACAAGUUGAAUGGACUUUUCCAGUUACAUACAAAAAUUAUAGUUGGACAACACCUUCGAAUGAAACACAAGCAUUAAUGUAUGCUAUACGAUUAGUUCAACCAGAUUUUCUUUAUGGUUUACAUAAUUCGGGCUUUGGCGGCAUGUAUUAUUAUAUUAGUCAACCUCUUGUUGAUAUUUUUCCUGAAUUAGAACAAUUACCAUCUAUACUUGGUUUAUAUUUAGCUAAAGGCGAAGCUGAAGCUCCUUGGGUAACACAAUAUGCACCAGCAAUCUUUAGUCCAUUAAGUUUAGUCGGUGCAUAUGAUUAUUAUGAAAAAUAUACUACUACUGAUCCAGUAACAAUGAUGUAUGGUGGUGGAACUAGUUAUGAUUAUCUUAACGAAAUUAAUUUGAAUAAGACAAUAUUUCUCAUGGCAGAAUUACCUUAUUUUCAAUCGCCAAGUGUAACAAACGAUACGAUCAUUCCAAAUGUUACAAGACGUGAUGUACUUCUUCAAGGACUCGAUAAAGAUGAUGAAAGUAAUACUAUUCUAAUGUAUCUACUUCAAGAAAUCAAACCUGCAAUGACACUAGAUUCAUCAUUCUAUCGUGCAUCUCGUUCAUUAUUAGAAUUGUAUAAUUCAACUGCUGCUAGUCGUCGUCAAGCUGUUCUUAAUGAUAAUUCUACUCUUCAACCAGCUACUAUUGCUAGUCGAGCUGAUGCAUUAUAUAUUUCAGUAUUUUAUAAAAUGUUAAUUGCUAGUAUGUUAGAUCGUGCAAUUAUAUUACAAAUUCAACAACCAUCUGCAGAUAUAAAACUACUUGAAAAUGCUCAGAUUGAACUUGAAAGUCAUCUUGAUAUUUGGAUCAAUGAUAUUGAACAAAAUUUAUUCUAUACACCUAUUCGUAUUCGUAAUCUUGUACAAGCUCAAUUAGGAACAAUGUUAACAAUAUUACCUAAAGUUGCCACCUCUUCUGCUUCUAGCAGAAAAAUUUUGCUUUUUGAAGUAAAUGACAACCGGAACUGUAUGAUAACAGAAUUAUAG
Molecule: messenger RNA, 1503 nt
Organism: Adineta steineri
Lineage: Eukaryota; Metazoa; Rotifera; Eurotatoria; Adinetida; Adinetidae
Source: the annotation of a GenBank genome assembly